CUCAGUUUGCUGAAUUGAGCAGUCUCCAUGUCGUGGGUCCUUGGCGGCGACCGGUCGCUGCGGCGGCUCGUCAUCUUCUUCGUCUUCGCGGUGCUGAGCUAUCUCCUCGUGAACGCGCUCGCCUUCACGAUCUGGGUCUUCUGGGUUCUCAUCUCGUUCCUGCUGCAAGCGUGCCUCGCGCCGUGUCAAGCGGGCGGCUUCAAAGCCUUCUUCCACUCGUUCCUGCACGAAAACAUCUACACGGGCUUUCUCGAGUGGAUUUGCCGCUGGGAAAUCCGCGUCCGGAACGUCUACGAGGUUAAAAACUACGUCGACCCGUCGCGCCCGGUCGCGGUCGGCGCGUACAUUUGGCGCGUCGUCUUCUACUUUGUCUUAUGGAAGACGCUCGAGAGCUCCGUCUUUGGCUUUAUCAACCGCAUCAGCAUUACGAUCUACCACCCGCUCUACUUUGCCGACUCGGCGUCCAAUUGGGACUGGUCCAACGACUUCAACGCCACGGCCUUCAACGACACGAUCAUCGCGCCGGGCGACGACGACGACAUUCCGUACACGGGCGUGAGCUUGGCCUUUGUCACCAUCGGCGUUGUCCUCGGCACGAUCCUCGCAUUGCGCAUCCUUGCGUACAUCAUUUGCCGCGUCUGCUCGCUGUGCAUUGACCCGAUCUUCCGCCCCAAGUACAAGUACACGACGACCGACGUUGUCGCGCCGCCGCCAAGCAACGACGACAAGGUAUCUCGGUUCAUGCACAACGGAUACAUUCAGUUUGACGACUCGGCCCUGCGCGUCCCGCCGCAUGCGGUGCGCGGCGAAGGUGCGCUCGGCCUCACGAUUCAAAAUGGCGCUACCGAUUUCUACUGCAUUCCAGUGCCAGACCCGCCCGAGUUGACAGCCAAUACCAAGCCACCGCCGACGCCGAUCCCGCUGCUGGAGAGCAUCUCAACAGCGAACCCACGUGCCAGCAUCGAGCAUCGCGAGGACGCAAAGCGGCAACGACUCGUACACACCGAGUCGUCAAGUAACUAUGCCCGGCAAUCGUCGAUGAUGACGCUCCUCGAAGCCCCCGAGCCAAUCGAUGCGCCAAUCCGGAAUCUCGUCGUCGCACCUGCUACCCAAGCGACCAACUACGACCCGUUCCCAGCGUCCUUCGAAGCGCCGCGAUCUGGCAUCUACCGCAGCAUCGACGUGCCUUCCUUUCAAGAGACAACGGCCAAUCUCACCGUGUUGGCCGACUAUGACGUACUCUCGCCGACCAACCGCAAGUCGCAGUCGUUCCAGCUACCACGCAUCUCACGCGCGAUCGACCAGACCAUCUCGGCUCGACCAGCAACGGUCGACCCGGUGCACUUUUCAGCAUUUUGCCCGCCGGUCGUCAGCACCAGUGUCUUUACCUUCUCCAUCUGGGCCUUCCUCGUCCACCAGCGCGACGAGAUGCGCGAAGAAGCGACAAAGCUAACCGAUGGCGCCAAACAGCUCUCGCGCGAGGUGCUCAUGCACGUCCGCCGCGGCGCGCGUGUGCACGUGACGCUGUCGACGUACGAAGAGAUCGCGUACGACGAGCUCGAGAUGAAGAACCUUGUGGGUCGAGGCAACUUUGGCGACGCGUACCGCGCUCGGUACCGCGGCCAGGACGUCGUGGUCAAGACGCUCCGGCCGAGCGAGUUUGGCGACAACCAAGACCAGAUCGUGCAAGAGUUUCGGCACGAAGCCGCGGUGCUGUCGCUCUUUGGGCACCAUCCCAACAUUGUGCCGUUUGUGGGUGCGUGCACAGACCUCUCGCAGCCGCUGAGUCUCGUGACCGAGUACCUUCCGUUUGGGAGUCUCGAAGACCAGCGUUCCCAGUUGAGUGCGGCGCAGAAGCAGCAGAUUCUCAAGGGUGCGGCGUCCGGCUUUCUGAACAUGCACGAAGGUCGGUUCAUCCAUCGCGACAUUGCAGCCCGCAACUGCCUCGUGGACGCGAAUCUUAACGCCAAAGUGUGCGACUUUGGCAUGUGUCGGCGCGUCGGCGCGGUGGGCGGCAGCUACUUUGCGCACGGGACGGGGCCGCUCAAGUACAUGGCGCCCGAGUCGCUGACGCCGCCACACGCUUUUUCGUACCAGUCGGACGUCUACUCGUUCGGCGUCUUGAUCUGGGAGACGUACCACGGCGUGAGUCCGUUUGUGGGUCUGAACGGUACCGAGGCAGCAGCGCGCGUCUUGUCGGGCGACCGAUUGGCACUCUCGGAGGCGAUUCCGCUGCAUUUGCAAGACCUCGUGACGCAGUGCUUUCGCGACGACCCGUCCAAGCGGCCGAGCAUGGCGCAGGUGCUGCUGGCACUCGAGUGACAAGUUACCGUCCUGCCGUAUUUAAUACUAACGUUAGUUAGCUUUGGCUUUUCGUGGUGUGAGGUGCAGUCAUGC
This is a messenger RNA of Saprolegnia diclina VS20, 2397 nucleotides long. RefSeq names its product serine/threonine protein kinase. The transcript has 4 exons. Gene Ontology annotation, cellular component: signaling receptor complex. Gene Ontology annotation, biological process: protein phosphorylation; multicellular organism development; positive regulation of kinase activity. The record is from RefSeq and is a predicted model, not a curated record. The coding region runs from base 28 to 2322 and encodes 764 amino acids. NCBI's taxonomy places the organism in Eukaryota, Oomycota, Saprolegniomycetes, Saprolegniales, Saprolegniaceae. Gene Ontology annotation, molecular function: transmembrane receptor protein tyrosine kinase activity; ATP binding.